AUAAAGGAUGAUAAUAUUGGGUCUCAGCCCGAUCCGAUCCUUGUUUGGGCCUUUAAUCACGGCAUAGCCCAUUAGACGCAAGGGCAUUUGGGCAGUUAAAAUGAGAGAUUUGGGCAUUUCCGGGAACUAGGGCUAAUAUAAGCCCCCCUCUAUAUCUAUCAAUUAGGGUUUUCUUUCUGUUUCUCUUGCGGCGUCGACAAAGGCGGAGAUCCAGGUAGGUCCGGCGGCCGAUCGAGACAGUGCUCUGCAACAAUGCCGGAAAGACCGGGGAAACCCAGGAAGGAAGAGGUCGUGACCAGAGAGUACACCAUCAAUCUCCACAAACGCUUGCAUGGAUGCACAUUCAAGAAGAAGGCUCCCAAGGCCAUAAAGGAGAUUAGGAAGUUUGCUCAAAAGGCUAUGGGAACAACGGAUGUUCGCGUCGAUGUGAAGCUCAACAAGUUCAUUUGGAGCAAGGGGAUCCGAAGUGUGCCGAGGAGGGUUCGGGUCCGCAUCGCGAGGAAGAGGAACGACGAUGAAGAUGCCAAGGAAGAACUUUACUCGCUGGUCACUGUUACUGAGGUUCCCGAGGGACUCAAGGGCUUGGGCACUACUGUCAUUGAGGGGGAUGAUUGAAUCUUUGUUUCAAUAUAUGGUAAAGAAUUCCAGUUUUGGCUGUUGUCCUCUAUCAACUAGUUUAAGAUAUUUCAUCUGCAUUUUCAAUCUCAAACACAGCCUAUCCUGCUAUGCUGUUUUACCUUGUGAAGACAAUUUUGUUACAUUUAUGGGUUUUAGCGAACUUGAUACUAUGUGCUGGCCUAAUGAUCUGUUUUUUUGUUUGAUUUCUCAUAAAAGUGGUUGAAGUAAGCCAGAAUUGUUUGUGCUCAUUUCUAACUUUCAAGUACUGUGAUGUUUAUUGAGGGGUGGCUUCGGUUCAAAGCUGAAUAGUGG
Molecule: messenger RNA, 930 nt
Organism: Cuscuta campestris
Lineage: Eukaryota; Viridiplantae; Streptophyta; Magnoliopsida; Solanales; Convolvulaceae
Source: the annotation of a GenBank genome assembly